AUGGCUGCUGAAAGAGCGGUGGAGCCACUAAUUGAUUUGGUCAAACAUGCGGUGCUGGCAGCAGUGAGAGAGGAGCUGGCUGCACACAAGGAGGAGGUGGAUGAGUUGCGGCACAUGUUGGCAGCGGUGAAUGGGGAGUUGGAAGAGGUUAAGGGGGAGUUGGCAGUGGUUAAGGGGGGGUUGGCAGUGGUUAAGGGUGAGUUGGCAGCGGUUAAGAGGGAGAUGGCGGAUCACGAGGACGCUACGGCAGAGAAAUUGGCUGAGAGUAGUAGGGCAUCAGGUGUAUGGGGGUUGAUAGGGAAUGGUAGAAAGAGAAGGCAAGAAACGACAGCCAAGUGUUUCUGGGAGGAGGAGAGGAGGAGGGAUGCGCAAGAGUUGCAUUGGCCACGUGUCAUGGAGGAAUUGGCAGCCUGCAAGGAGUGGCGGCGGAUACACGAUCUGAAGUUGAAUCUUGAGCUCGAAAUUGGGCAAAGUGAAGGUGACCAGAAGAAUGCAUGGCUGGCAAUCCAAUCAGCAUCACAGAAGCCGAAUCUGGACCUAAAAAACCUCCACCUCUCAGACGCCAUGCUCGCCCACGUGUCCACAAUGACACAUCUGAAGAGCAUUGACUUGCAUACUGCCACAGGUUUCAGUGCAGAGGGCAUGAAGCACCUCUAUAAGCUGCCGCAACUGGAGAAGCUACUUUGCAACCGCACAGACGUAUCAGAUAGUUCCUUGGAAGGCAUUGUGUCGUUGACCAGUCUCGCACACCUCAAUCUCUGGGGGACCAAGGUGACCGAUGCUGGGCUGGCACACUUGACAGGUCUCCCCUCUCUCAAGGUUCUAGUGCUUGCUGGUUGCAAGGGUGUGACAAGUGCUGGCAUGGUGGAUGUGGUGAGACUGACAGGGCUUGAAACACUUGCUCUGAUUGACACGGCAGUCACGGAUGAUGGGCUGCACCAGCUGACUGCUCUGACCAACCUGACGACUCUCCUGCCGCCAGAAGGGGGUUAUCUCACUUAUAAUAGUGUACGCAGGCGGAUAGGCAGGUAG
Molecule: messenger RNA, 1032 nt
Organism: Closterium sp. Yama58-4
Lineage: Eukaryota; Viridiplantae; Streptophyta; Zygnematophyceae; Desmidiales; Closteriaceae
Source: the annotation of a GenBank genome assembly